AUGUCCGCAAACCGAUUGAACGUGCUGGUGACCCUGAUGCUCGCCGUCGCGCUUCUUGUGAUGGAAUCGGGAAACGCACAGGUGGAUGGCUAUCCCCAAUUCGGCUCGAAGCGAUCCGCCGUAAAUGCGCCACAGAAAUAUUGCGGCAAGAAGCUUUCCAAUGCUCUACAGAUAAUCUGUGAUGGCGUGUACAAUUCCAUGUUUAAGAAGAGUGGUCAAGCGCGGGAAGAAGCGAACGUCGAUAGCAGAGAUAGCAACUUUGACUACGUUCGCACCCAAGAAAUGGAAAUGGCCGAUUAUCCGAUCGCCUACGAAUUUCCUCCAUUCCUGCCGCGAGCGAGGGCACGGGGGAUGUUAGACGGACGCUUCGCUGGCAGGCGUUACCGAAGGCAGGGUCGAGGUAUCCAUGAGGAAUGCUGCAUCAACCCGUGUACGAUAAAUGAACUGACUAGCUACUGCGGCGGCAGAGGAGGCGCUUCGGAGUAA
This is a messenger RNA of Cyphomyrmex costatus, 486 nucleotides long. RefSeq names its product insulin-like peptide 2 (gene ILP-2). The record is from RefSeq and is a predicted model, not a curated record. Gene Ontology annotation, cellular component: extracellular region. Gene Ontology annotation, molecular function: hormone activity. The transcript has 3 exons. Bases 1 to 486 code for a protein of 161 amino acids. NCBI's taxonomy places the organism in Eukaryota, Metazoa, Arthropoda, Insecta, Hymenoptera, Formicidae.